GCUGGGAAGCGCCCGACACGAGGAGCAGUGGGGCAAAAUGGUGACUCUGAGCGACUUCCAAAGGGUUGGUGUGGGGCUGGUCGGCUUCGGCAUCUUCUUCAUCCUCUUUGGGAUGCUCCUAUACUUCGACUCGGUGCUGCUGGCCUUUGGGAACAUCCUCUUUCUCUCCGGUUUGGUCUUCAUCAUCGGCUUCAGGAGGACCUUCACCUUCUUCUUCCAAAGGCAAAAGAUGAAGGGCAGCAGCUUCUUCCUUGGGGGGGUCCUCAUCGUCCUCAUGCGGUGGCCGCUCCUGGGGAUGCUGCUGGAAGCUUAUGGCUUCAUCACACUCUUCAGGAGUUUUUUCCCCGUGGCUUUUGGCUUUUUGGGCUCGCUGGUGAAUAUCCCUGUUCUGAACAAGCUCUUGGAGAAACUGGGUGACAGCAGCUCCAUAGUGUGACCACGGGAUGGAUAAUGUCACAGGUGGGACAGCACCAGUGGUCCUUCAGUCCUGCUGGGGGUUGGAGAUGGUUGUGCUGCAGGGAUGGUGCCUCGCAGGCUGCGCCAGGCAGGCUUUGUAAUUAUUAUUAUUAUUAUUAUUAUUAUUAUUGGUGUUGUUGUCUUUCCCUCAUGAGAGCUGGAUUUCAUUUUAAAAAGUGUGUCUGAGACUGUACUGAGGCUUUUUUUCUGGGGUUUGGAGCCUACUUUUAGUGCCACUAAGAAGCAUCAUGGCCAUGGCUGGAGGUGACAUGGAGACCUUCCCAUGGCCAUGGAGGUGACAUGGAGACCUUCCCAUGGCCAUGGCUGGAGGUGACAUGGAGACCUUCCCAUGGCCAUGGAGGUGACAUGGAGACCUUCCCAUGGCCAUGACUGGAGGUGACAUGGAGACCUUCCCAUGGCCAUGGAGGUGACAUGGAGACCUUCCCAUGGCCAUGACUGGAGGUGACAUGAAGACCUUCCCAUGGCCAUGGAGGUG
Lagopus muta (rock ptarmigan) is the source of this 952-nucleotide messenger RNA. RefSeq names its product golgi transport 1A (gene GOLT1A). The transcript has 7 exons. NCBI's taxonomy places the organism in Eukaryota, Metazoa, Chordata, Aves, Galliformes, Phasianidae. The coding region runs from base 38 to 436 and encodes 132 amino acids. Gene Ontology annotation, cellular component: endoplasmic reticulum; membrane. The record is from RefSeq and is a predicted model, not a curated record. Gene Ontology annotation, biological process: retrograde transport, endosome to Golgi; endoplasmic reticulum to Golgi vesicle-mediated transport.